CUGCCCCUAACAAAGAUGGCGUCCUACUCUGUCCUACACCGCCCCUUGGAGCUAUCAAAUACCAGACCAUCUUUCACUUUCGGGUCACUGUUGAUGGGAGAUGGCGCCGAUUCCGAAGACGGUGGGGCGGAUAAAGUUAGACUGCCCUCUGCGGCCUGGCUGCCCGCUGGGGGUCGCUGCUGUCCCCAAACUCUGCCAGGAAUUCGGUCCUGAAGACUACGGCGCUGAGGACAUAGUGGAUUUUCUUCGACGGCUUAUGGAGAGUGACCCCCAGGGCCUGCACCAGAUCCAUGUGGACGGGAGCAGCGGGCGGCUACGGCUGCAGCACCAUGGUGGGGCGUGCAGGGGCCGGACCCAGGGAUCGAGGCUGGUACCCUGGGGAGGGCUGGCCCUCAGAUGCUCUUCUCUCUCAUAUAGUUUUUUCUUUCCCUUCUCCCUGUCCCUCCUGACAGAUUACCUCCUGGACCAUUUCUGUGACGAGGGGAAAACUCCUGAACAGAGUGACAUGGCCAAGGGGGUUAAGGGACUGGGCACCUACUGUGGUCUCCGAAAGUCCUUCCUCUAUCCUCCCCAAAGGUCUGAGCCCUGUCCUAGUCCCUCUGCCUCCGUCCCUGGUGGCUCAGACAGCCUACUUCAGGUGGCCAUGCCCCAGAAGCUCCUGCUGACUGAAGAGGAAGCCAACCACCUGGCUGAGGAGCUGGUAGCUGAAGAGGAGCGCAUGAAACAGAAAGCAGAGAAGAAACGACUCAAGAAGAAGCGUCAAAAGGAUCGCAAGCGACAGGAGCGCUUGGAGCAGGAGUGUGGGGAGCCCAAGGUCAAGACCACCCCAGAUGGGGAUGGGAGCCCCCCAUCCAGCCCCGGCAACCCUCCUCAGGGACAGUGUGGUGAGGAAGAGGACUCACUGGAUCUGUCUAGCACUUUCGUGUCUCUGGCUUUGCGCAAGGUUGGGGAUUGGCCUCCCAGUGCCCGCAGAGAGAAGGGACUGAGCCAGGAGCCUCGAGGCAAAAGCCGGAGCCCCCAAGAGAAGAUGGGCCAGGAGGAAGGGAGCUCUCCAAUAGAAGAGAGCCCCAGGCAGAGUCCUAAGGCAGAGGGUAGUUUCUUCUGCAGGAAGGCAUCUCCGGGACUGCUGGCAGCUGCCUUACAGCAGAGCCAGGAGCUGGCAACUUUGGGUACCAGCUUUGCCCAGAAUGGUUUCUACCACAAAGCUGUGGUUCUGUUCACUCAGGCUUUGAAGCUCAACCCCCGGGAUCAUCGGUUAUUUGGAAACCGCUCUUUCUGCCAUGAGCGUCUGGGUCAGCCCAUGUGGGCCCUGGCCGAUGCCCAGGUGGCCCUUACCCUGCGACCUGGUUGGCCCCGGGGCCUCUUCCGCCUGGGCAAGGCCCUGAUGGGACUGCAGCGUUUUGAGGAGGCAGCUGCUGUGUUCCAGGAGACCCUGAGAGGCGGCUCACAGCCUGAUGCAGCCCGGGAGCUCCACUCUUGCCUUCUGCACCUCGCUCUGGUACGGGAACUGGGCCCACUGGCGCGCCGAGAGGGGGCAGCAGGAGAACGGGCUGGGAUCUCCACAGCGAGCGCUGCUCCCUUCUGCCUCCACCGCAGGUGCCCCCUCUCUCCCUUCUCAGCAGGGUCAGCGAGGAGGAAUCCGGGCGCCACAUCUGUCAACUGGGUUCCCGCAGCCAUUUUCCCAUGCUGGGCCGGGCACCUCAAGCCUCCUGUCUGUCAGCCCCCUUCCAAGCACGGCUGUGAGAGCCGCUGGCCUUCUGUCUCCACCCCUGCAUUAUCCCCCGUGUCACCUGAGCCACUCCAACUCGCCCCUCCCCCAGACUCAGAGUAGAAGACCCCGCCCUCUCCAUCUCCAGGGCUCUGGUAUCCUGGAACUUCAGCCCCAGCAUCUACCUCAGGCCAGAUGAUGGAGGACCUGUCCCUCAUAGGACAAGGCCAUGUGUGCAUCCCCCAGUUGCCUGCAUAUCUUGAGACCUUGUAGUCUAAAACCAUAAUUAAAGAUAGCCCUGGUGGCCAUUCCUCUUGCUACAGAGACCUGAUAACAGAAAGGAGCCCCAUGUCCACUGAAACAACCUUUCUUUGAUUCUGAAGCCGAUGGCUUUCUCUGGGGGCAGUAAGGAAAAGUAAAAUCCACCAAGGCUAAGGGGGGAACUGUACAGAAGUUCAGAUUUUCAGACUAUAACAGGCUCAGAAGGGAGCAUGUGGGGCUUGCUCUGCUUCUUGGCCCUGGGGGACUCAUUCACCAGCCAGAGCUCUAUGCUCGGAACGGGGUCAGGUGAUGAAUGAGGCCUCAGUCCCACCCUUCACCUUGAUAGAUGCUCACGUCUUCCUGAGCCCAGCUCUCACCGUGUUUCUUCUAGCUCCAGCCCCUCAUGCCUUGUUUCCUGUCAUUUGGUACAUAUUCUGUCUUCUCCUUUGCCCAAUUGUCUCACCUCUCCAACUGCUAGAGGAUUCACCCGGGUUUGCAUUUGGGAAGUCCCUUACCAGCUCCUGCCUGGAGCUGCCAGGGCUCACACAUCUCCACAUUCCCCACUGCAGGCCCUCCUGCUGAUGGGACCUCAGCAGGCACCCAGGCUGCUGCUUCUGUGGCUGUGCUCUCUCUCCACUGAGCACUGGGCAUUGUAAUGAGCGAUUCCCCAUGUCAGUUUACUCAGUAUUUCUACCAGGGGUCACUGCCCCCGAAGAAGGCUGUCAUUCCCUACUUCCCAUGUAAGAAUCAUGGUCUUGUGGUUUCUUCUCUAAGAUCCUGGCAGCUGCCCCUGGCUGCUUCCUCCCUAACCCUGCCGGGGACUCUAAGCUCAUUGAAAUGUGGAUGUGCAAGGGACUCUUGGGUCUCCCAGAAUGCCUUGCCCCAAGGAACCAUUCAUCAGGAUAAAUGAUUCUUGCUGCCUGAUGGUCUUGCUCAACACCAUUCACACCUGUAUAGGAGAUGUUGAAAAACCUUCUUUAUAUAGGGCUUUCCCAAAUUCUUUUUGUUUAUGGAGCAGGCUCCUUAAAUACUGUAUAGCAGAAUGAAGUCUGCCAUCACAAGUUGGGUCACCUUGGGCAGUUCUCUCAACAUCUGUGCCUCAGGUCCCUCAUCUGUAAAAUGGGGGCAAUCCCUACCUCACAGGACUGUUGCGAGGACUGGAAGUCAAAGUGUGAAAAAAUACCUACUAAGUGCCUGGUACACAAUGGGUGCUAAAUAAACUGGUUUUUAUCUGCAA
Ailuropoda melanoleuca (giant panda) is the source of this 3206-nucleotide messenger RNA. It is a transcript of the gene TTC31, whose product is annotated as tetratricopeptide repeat domain 31. The coding region runs from base 101 to 1831 and encodes 576 amino acids. Lineage: Eukaryota; Metazoa; Chordata; Mammalia; Carnivora; Ursidae. The record is from RefSeq and is a predicted model, not a curated record. The transcript is spliced from 13 exons. Gene Ontology annotation, molecular function: protein binding.